This is a messenger RNA of Gloeophyllum trabeum ATCC 11539, 647 nucleotides long. RefSeq lists its product as uncharacterized. Gene Ontology annotation, molecular function: 8-oxo-7,8-dihydroguanosine triphosphate pyrophosphatase activity. Bases 80 to 547 code for a protein of 155 amino acids. Gene Ontology annotation, biological process: DNA protection. The record is from RefSeq and is a predicted model, not a curated record. The transcript has 5 exons. Lineage: Eukaryota; Fungi; Basidiomycota; Agaricomycetes; Gloeophyllales; Gloeophyllaceae.
CGGGGAUGCGGACUGGCUGCCUAUUGAGAGCACAAGGUUCUAUACAAAUGCCUUUAUUGUUCAAGACGAGCAGAUUUUGAUGGGCAUGAAGAAGCGCGGCUUUGGAAAGGAUAAAUACAACGGCUUCGGAGGUAAAGUAGAAGGAGGGGAAACCUCCGCCGAAGCAGCGUUGCGCGAAUUACAGGAAGAAGCGGGGAUUACGGCGCCUCUUCAGCACAGCGGCGCCAUGCUCUUCGUGAGCGAGGGUGUUGAGGCAGCUUUCCACAUCGACUACUAUGCUGCGUCGACCUACGAGGGAGCUAUUACAGAGACGGAGGAGAUGCGUCCCGAGUGGUUCGCCGUUCCUAAUCAAUACGCAUCGGGAGAUGCCAAUCAUUCAGCGACUUUGCCCGCCAUCCCGUUUGACAGGAUGUGGGAAGCGGACAAGAUCUGGUUCCCGCUCUUCCUUUCCAGAAAGAAGUUUAACGGGCGCGUCGAUUUCCGGCUGGACGAGAGUGGGCAGCAUAGAUUGCAGAGGUGGUGGUUUGGGACGUUGGCGGAGUCAUGAGCGUGAACUGCAAGUUCUCUACAUUGGUUAUCAAAUUUGUUUACUCUAUAGUGGAUUGGUAUACCUAAGAGUGCGCGCUCUGCAGUAACUUUGGUACAAC